This is a messenger RNA of Diatraea saccharalis (sugarcane borer), 2080 nucleotides long. NCBI's taxonomy places the organism in Eukaryota, Metazoa, Arthropoda, Insecta, Lepidoptera, Crambidae. The record is from the annotation of a GenBank genome assembly.
GCACAGUACUCCACCGGUCGCUCACCUGUAUGCGCGUGCGCAUCGAACGAACGAAACGCGGGAAACAUCUGACGCGUACAUACGGAUGAUUAAUUAUAUACACUGUAAAACUUAAAGUACAGAUUACACAGUGCCAAUACAUUUGCACAACAUUUCUUUAAAUAAUGAGAAUUGUUUGGUGUUAGUGUUGUGCAGCCGGUGAAUCGCAUGCCCGUUUGAUAGCAUGCUGCGUAGUGGACUAGCCCUUUAAGUGGGUGUAACCAUGGCGAGUUUCGAGGAUCUCGCUUUCGACUGGUCAUCUCUGUGCCAGGAGUGCACUGAAUGCUGGACCGAAUCAGGUAAGUUAUCUCGCAUGAUGUCCAUUCCAUACUGACUAUUAUCACGUUUUGUAGUGACGUAAUCUUACAAAAAUGUUAACCAUGUACAAAUUUUAAACAUGACGCUAAUGGAAGACGAACAAUCUUCGUCUAAUUCCUUUUUUUUAAACUACCCUCAAUUUUAUUACUAUAAUUAAUUCAUAUUCACUACUACACAAUAUUUAUUAUUCUUAUUAGGUGUAUUCAAUUUAAUGUCUGUUUGGGUUUUGAUUGUAUACAAUCGACAUUUAAAAUAUGUGUUAGUUAUCUCUAUUACAUAGUUUCUCUGAUACUUAAAAGUUUUAUUGCAUUCCAUGUUGCAAGUUAUGUUAUGUCGCGAUUUAGCAAUGUUUCUUUGAUAGAAAAAAAAUACAGAAAUUUCUGACGUACCAUUCUAAAGUUUAUUUUUAUCAAUGUUUUGUAACAAGCUUGAAACGUUAACACAACGCGUUAUAUUUUCUAUAUUUUUGGAGGUAGUUUACGUUCAUCGUGCUGUAAUAAUGCUCAUAGGAUGUUCUCAUUCUUCGAUAGCAAACAAUACUGCUGCAACGGGAGUUGUGUAAAUAUUUUUAAGAUAAACUCACUGUUAUAUAUGAUGGUACAACAUCAACACACUCGAUUACGAAUGAAUGAAUCAAUAUACUUCUUUCUGUACUGAAUACAUAUCGUGAAAAACCUAGAUGUAUGUUUGGAAUACGAUUUUUUACUCGUCAUAUAAUAACACUGGUCAACAUGAUUUUAUGCCAUUAAUUAAAUUAUAUAUUUUUGACAUCUCUUACGUCUAAGUAUCUACAAAAAAAUCGAAUAUAUAAACGAUUAACUUUAAACUUGAGAAAUUUUGACAGUAUGUCGAAAAUAAGUAUUGUGGUUGGCUAUAUUAACAAAAACAAGACGUGACAUUUUUGAGAACACAACAAACCCUCAUAUCUGUGCAUAUUUUCAGUUCGUUAACAGUUGACUCUGUUCAAUUUCCAGUACUUUUCAAUGGGUUCCAUUUGUGAAGAUUUUUUUUUAGUUUAUUUUCAUAAGUUGGCGUUCUAAAGAAGCGUAUUAUUUAAUAUGAGUCGAAAAUGCUUAAAUUCACCCGACCUCUUUUGUUUUUAUUUGUGGAGAGUAAACUUCAACUUCUACUCGAAAACGAACUACUACAUCGUUACUUUAUAACACUUACAACUUGUAUUUUGAUUUGAACAUUCCUGAUACUAUUAAUAAGAGUUGGGCACCUAGGUCUUAUUGUUUAAGGUGUGAUUAAAUGACCAAAAAGUUUUUCGGAAACAUGAAGUCUCCAAACUAUAAGAAGAUAGUUUCUAAGUUACUACAGGAUUAUAGAGUCUUAGGAUGUAAUACGUCUUUGAAGAUUCAUUUUCUUCAUUCCCACCUAAACUUUUUCCCAGCAAACUUGCAUGCGGUAAGAGACGAGUAUGGAGAAAGAUUCCAUCAGGACAUCAUGGCAAUGGAAAAAAGAUACCAAAGAGAAUGGUCGCCGAGAAUGCUUAAAGAUUUUUGUUUCACAUUAAAACGCGAUUAUUCGUCAUAUAGUUAUAAGAGACAAGCAAAGAGAACAAAAACAUCCUCAGAAUAAUACUUUAAAAACAAUUCAAAAUUAAAGUAAUUUUUUUAAAUAAACAUUUUUCGAAGAAUCUGGGUGUUUCUUUUUUUUUGAUUCACAUAUUUUAGAUGAUAUCAUAUUAAGGUAUGAAAAAAUAACACUUACGAUAAACGGC